Molecule: messenger RNA, 2877 nt
Organism: Arabis nemorensis
Lineage: Eukaryota; Viridiplantae; Streptophyta; Magnoliopsida; Brassicales; Brassicaceae
Source: the annotation of a GenBank genome assembly
AUGGCGGAUAAUCUAGACUCUCUCAAGGCUAUCACCACGGAGAGUAUUGAUCUGGAAAAUGUUCCCGUCGAAGAGGUUUUUCAACAUCUCAAAUGUACGAAACAAGGGCUGACAUCAGAUGAAGUGCAGGAGCGACUUACCUUGUUUGGUUACAACAAACUUGAGGAGAAAAAGGAGAGUAAGAUACUCAAGUUCUUGGGAUUCAUGUGGAAUCCACUUUCAUGGGUCAUGGAAGCUGCAGCCCUCAUGGCCAUUGGUCUUGCACAUGGAGGAGGAAAGCCACCGGAUUAUCACGAUUUCGUGGGUAUUGUGGUCUUGCUUUUGAUCAAUUCAACAAUCAGUUUUGUAGAAGAAAACAAUGCCGGAAAUGCAGCUGCUGCUCUCAUGGCUCAGUUAGCACCUAAAGCAAAGGCGAUCCGCGAUGGGAAAUGGAACGAGAUAGAUGCAGCUGAGUUGGUUCCAGGAGAUGUAGUUGCUAUCAAACUUGGAGACAUCAUUCCUGCUGAUGCUCGUCUUCUUGAAGGAGAUCCUUUAAAGAUUGAUCAGUCUGCACUUACCGGUGAAUCUCUUCCGGUAACCAAAAACCCCGGUGCUUCGGUGUAUUCUGGUUCAACUUGCAAGUCAGGUGAAAUCGAAGCGGUUGUUAUAGCCACUGGUGUCCAUACUUUCUUUGGUAAAGCCGCUCAUCUUGUGGACAGUACUACACAUGUUGGUCACUUCCAAAAGGUUUUGACGGCAAUAGGAAACUUCUGUAUCUGUUCGAUUGCGCUAGGGAUGGUGAUUGAAAUCAUUGUUAUCUACGGUCUUCAAAAGAGAGGAUACCGUGUUGGUAUCGAUAACCUUCUUGUAUUAUUGAUUGGUGGAAUCCCUAUUGCAAUGCCUACUGUUCUCUCUGUUACAAUGGCAAUUGGUGCUCAUCGCCUUGCUCAACAGGGUGCUAUAACAAAGAGAAUGACAGCUAUUGAAGAAAUGGCAGGAAUGGAUGUUCUGUGCAGUGAUAAAACGGGUACUCUCACGCUAAACAAGCUUUCCGUGGAUAAGAAUCUCAUCGAGAUUUUCAAGAGGGGAAUAGACAAGGAUAUGGCUGUUCUUAUGGCUGCAAGAGCUGCACGUUUAGAGAACCAAGAUGCUAUUGAUACCGCGAUUGUUUCCAUGUUAUCAGACCCGAAAGAGGCACGUGCUGGAAUUCAAGAACUUCAUUUUCUUCCAUUUAGUCCAGCUAAUAGAAGAACUGCACUAACCUACCUUGAUGGAGAAGGCAAAAUGCACCGAGUUAGCAAAGGAGCUCCUGAGGAGAUUUUGGAUAUGGCGCACAACAAGUUAGAAAUCAAGGACAAGGUACAUUCUACAAUCGAAAAAUUCGCAGAACGUGGCUUAAGAUCCCUUGGAUUGGCAUAUCAGCAAGUACCAGAUGGUGAUGUUAAAGGUGAAGGUGGACCAUGGGACUUUGUAGCUCUUCUUCCUCUGUUUGAUCCUCCUCGUCAUGAUAGUGCACAAACAAUUGAGCGUGCUCUUCAUCUUGGAGUCAGUGUUAAAAUGAUCACAGGUGACCAGCUUGCCAUUGCUAAAGAAACAGGAAGAAGGCUUGGAAUGGGAACAAACAUGUACCCAUCUUCAUCUUUACUCUCUGAUAACAACACUGAAGCAGUUUCCAUCGAUGAACUUAUCGAAAACGCAGAUGGUUUCGCAGGAGUCUUUCCUGAGCACAAGUAUGAGAUUGUUAAGAGAUUACAAUCGCGGAAACACAUUUGCGGUAUGACUGGAGAUGGAGUAAAUGAUGCACCUGCAUUGAAGAAAGCUGAUAUUGGAAUAGCUGUGGAUGAUGCUACUGAUGCAGCUCGAAGUGCUUCUGAUAUUGUUUUAACAGAACCUGGUCUUAGUGUUAUCAUUAGUGCUGUCUUGACUAGCCGUGCAAUUUUCCAAAGAAUGAAAAAUUACACGAUAUAUGCAGUUUCUAUCACUAUACGUAUUGUGAUGGGUUUCAUGCUUCUAUGUGUCUUCUGGGAGUUUGACUUUCCUCCAUUCAUGGUUCUUGUUAUUGCAAUCCUUAACGAUGGUACUAUAAUGACUAUAUCAAAGGACAGAGUCAAGCCUUCUCCAACACCAGAUUGUUGGAAACUUAAGGAAAUUUUUGCUACUGGUGUUGUUCUUGGAGCUUACUUGGCGAUCAUGACCGUUGUGUUUUUCUGGGCAGCUUAUGAAACUAACUUCUUCCCUAAACUUUUCGGUGUGAGAGACUUUAACCAGCACCAUUUCGACAUGAAAGACAAGAAAGUAGCUGCUCAUUUGAAUGAACAGAUGGCUUCUGCUGUGUACCUUCAAGUCAGUACGAUUAGUCAAGCGUUGAUCUUCGUGACGCGUUCAAGAAGCUGGUCAUUUGUUGAACGACCUGGUUUUCUUCUUGUCAUUGCUUUCCUAAUUGCUCAACUGGUUGCAUCGGUGAUAUCAGCAAUGGCAACUUGGCCUUUUGCUGGAGUUAGAAGCAUUGGAUGGGGUUGGACUGGAGUUAUUUGGAUAUUCAACAUAGUAACUUACAUGUUCCUUGAUCCUAUCAAAUUCGCUGUCCGUUAUGCUCUAAGUGGCAAAUCUUGGAACCGAAUGAUGGACCAAAGGACUGCCCUCACAGGCAAGAAGAAUUUUGGCCAAGACCAACGAAUGGCUGCGUGGGCCACCGAGACGCGUACACUGCACGGUUUAGAGACCGGUCAAAAGCCAGCUAGUGCAACAGAACUUAACAACAUGGCUGAAGAAGCGAAAAGGCGCGCAGAAAUUGCAAGAAUGAGAGAGACUCAAACAUUGAAGGGGAAAGUUGAAUCAGCUGCAAAGCUGAAAGGAUAUGAUCUUGAUGAUGUUAACAACAACAAUUACACAAUCUAA